Messenger RNA from Entelurus aequoreus (snake pipefish), 1192 nucleotides. RefSeq names its product hepatitis A virus cellular receptor 1 homolog. The record is from RefSeq and is a predicted model, not a curated record. The transcript is spliced from 6 exons. NCBI's taxonomy places the organism in Eukaryota, Metazoa, Chordata, Actinopteri, Syngnathiformes, Syngnathidae. The coding region runs from base 108 to 785 and encodes 225 amino acids.
CAAGUGAUUUCCUUCCUGACCCUCAAGAAGAGGAAGUUGAAAGUGCAUGACACAUCAAGGAAGAUUCGUCAUCUCACUUCAGUGCAUUGUUGUACAAGAACGUACACAUGCCUGCUCUUUGUUUUUUAUUCCUGUCCGUCCUGAGCCAAGUUUGCUCAGAGGCCCUCAAAGUCAUCGGUCAUGUCGGGCAUGAUAUCACAUUGCCUUGCGCCUAUGACGCCCGAGCUCAUGGCUCUCUGAGUUUCUGUUGGGGUCGAGGAGAGGUCCCCACUUUCAAAUGCUCCGAUUACAUCCUUUCCGCCGAAGAUGGGGCGGUCGUCUUCCUCAGUGAGCCCAGGUACCAGCUGCUGGGCCGUGGGGGUGAUGGUGACGUGUCCCUGACCAUCCACAACGCCCAGCCCAGUGAUGCUGGAGUGUACGGCUGCAGGGUGGAGUUGCCGGGGUGGUUCAAUGACCACAAAGUCAACACGUAUUUGGUGGUAAAAGAAGCUCCUUUGCAACAGCCUGUCACUCAAGACACUGUACAUCCAACAGUGGGAAUACAACAGGACAUUACAGAUGUGAUGUCUACAUUUAAACAUCUAGAAGGAGAUACAUUAAAGAACACUAAAAGAGAUGAGGAAAACAUCAAAGUGUUCCAAGAAGUGGGGAACAUUUGCAGGCUGGCAGCUGUAAUCUCAUUGACCAUCAUCGUAAUCACAAUCUUUGUUUCCUCAGGGAGAAGGCCUCGUCCUCUUCAGCAUAUGAAAACAUCAACUAUGGAGAAUAUUUAUCAAAACGUUUAACGUUGGCACACCAAUUCUUUGGAAGAAGUGUGUAUAUAUAUAUACCGUUCAAAAGUUUGGGGUCACCCAAACAAUUUUGUGGAAUAGCCUUCAUUUCUAAGAACAAGAAUAGACUGUCGAGUUUCAGAUGAAAGUUCUCUUUUUCUGGCCAUUUUGAGCGUUUAAUUGACCCCACAAAUGUGAUGCUCCAGAAACUCAAUCUGCUCAAAGGAAAGUCAGUUUUGUAGCUUCUGUAACGAGCUCAACUGUUUUCAGAUGUGUGAACAUGAUUGCACAAGGGUUUUCUAAUCAUCAAUUAGCCUUCUGAGCCAAUGAGCAAACACAUUGUACCAUUAGAACACUGGAGUGAUAGUUGCUGGAAAUGGGCCUCUAUACACCUAUGUAGAUAUUGCACCAAAAACCAGACA